AUGGCAUUGCUUUUGAGUGUUGCCUGCGUGUGUGUGGCGUCUGAAGAGACUAAAGAGGCAGAAAGUCUUCGUCAUCCCGAUCCCUUAACACAAACACCACUUAAACCUCUUCCUGGGAAUGAUGGUUGCCCUGAAGGCAACACUGGUCCACAGUGCAAUAUUAACCCUGAGCGACCUGAAACUGCUACUUCUGCGUGUGCGCAACCUGCAGGGACAGACAGUUGUGUAAACAAAGAUCGUGAGACUCAAGAGCAUUGCACUCCUAGUUCUAAAUCUUCUUGUUCACCAAAGGAACCAGCUGGUGAAAGAGCUGAACAGGCUCCUGCUGGUGUUGCCGGUGAAUUAGGUGAAGCUGGCCCUAGGCAGGGUUCUGGUACUCAUACUGGUGAUGAUCCUGGGUCUUCUUCUGCUCUUCCUAAUGUAUCUCCUCCAUCUCAAUCUACUACUCUGGAGAGUGGGGAUGCAUCUCAAAGUGGCCCACAAGAUGAACAAAGCGGCGGCAAUACAACAGAAGAGAGUGGAGCUAACCUGUGA
Trypanosoma theileri is the source of this 534-nucleotide messenger RNA. RefSeq lists its product as uncharacterized. The record is from RefSeq and is a predicted model, not a curated record. The transcript has a single exon. NCBI's taxonomy places the organism in Eukaryota, Euglenozoa, Kinetoplastea, Trypanosomatida, Trypanosomatidae. The coding region runs from base 1 to 534 and encodes 177 amino acids.